UUUUUUUCCUCCGGUGUGUAGCUUGAAAGGAGAAGUGUGUCUCUACAGUACCAACUCACCGCAGAGAUGACUGGACGGGCGCCGUCACAGUAAGAGAGAGCAUCUGAUAAGGAAGCAGCGAGCUCGGCAGCAGGAAAUAAAAAAAAAUUAUCGCAACAGAACUUCUCUGAAAUGUUUUUAAUCAGUGGAACGGUCCGCUCGUAGCCAAAGAAAGCCCCUCCGACCGCCUCGUCGACCGAGAUAUGCGUUUCAACGAGAAGGAGCUGGUAUGUUUGAGCCGCCAACCCUCAGAGAUGGCAGCGGAACUGGGAAUGCGAGGUCCCAAGAAAGGAGACGUUGUCAAGAGGAGGCUGGUGAAACUCGUGGUUAACUUUCUGUUUUACUUCCGGACCGAUGAAGAGGAGCCAGUCGGAGCUCUGCUGUUGGAGCAGUGUCGCGUAGAGAGGGAGGACACUCAGACCUUCUCCAUCGCAUUUCUAGAUGACGCGGAGAGGAAAUAUCUGUUUGAGUGUGACUCUGAAGAGCAAUGUAAGGAGUGGAUCGACUCCAUUAUUAAAGCAAGCUACGAGUUCAUGAGGAGGAAUCUUAUAUUCUAUCGAACUGAAAUCCACAGAUUGACUGGAAAGGACCCAUUGGAGCAGUAUGGUAUAUCUGAUGAAACUCGCUUCCAGGUCAACAGUGGCUCACAGCUCAUGGCCAGAGAUACCUCCUCCCUGUAAACCAGGACGCUGAGCUCAGAUUAUUUUCUUUCAGUCGGCCAACUCAGCCUUCUCUUCAAAACCUAAAGCAUUUCUGUCCUCCAAUUUUUUCCACUUGCACUGGUCUAUAUUAGAUAGCUUUGUUUAGCAAUUACACCCGUGUCAUUACAAAGGUUUCUUAGAACAACCAAAGUUACAUCUUAUAUGAUUUUGGUGAGUUGUUGACAUUUAUUCCAGGUAAAGUAGGUCUGUGUUACUGUUAGUUCACGGUAGUUUACGCAUCAAUUACUGUUGGAUUUUCAGACCCCUUCUUUUCUUUCAUCAGCUGUCUGUAUGUUAAUUUCUUAAUGAAUACUGUAGAUGGAGGGAAUGUAAUAUUAAGAGAUUGUUUUCAACAUUGGGAUCCUGUAUUCAUUUUUGUAAGUAUUUCUGUGUUUUUAAUGCAGCUCAGUUCAGGAAAGUUGAACAUGUAAUGUCAACCCAACCACAUUUGGCAGAAGCCCACCAUCAACUCUCAUCUUGAUUAUUAAAACCUUACUCUGUAACUGUACUGAUUGUACAUGCAAUAGGCUUUAACCAAUUAUGGUAAACUUCCUUCAUCUUAUUUUAUAUUUUUGCAAUAGUUGUUUUUUAGCUGUUCUUGAGUGUAUGUUCAAUGUAUAUCACAUUUAAAAUUCUUGGUUUAAAAACUAUCCUUUUGCACAUGGCACUGGAAAUUUAGUUUCUUUUUUUACUAGAAUGACAGUGAUUUACUUGAACCUAAUUAAGUUUUUCAUUCACUGUGAAUCAGAUUCUUUUAGCUAAGCUAUUAGACCAUUUAGAAAACAAGAUUCUUGGCAUGAAUGUGUGUGAUUCGUUAGGAUUUUCCAUUUUGCAGUAUCGUACAAAUGAGUAAAAUAUCUAUGCUGUUUCUCAGGGGUCACAGCACUUGUCACUGAAUGAAUGUUCUUUUUGAACUUUUGCACAUAUUUCUUUUAGUACUUAUUUUCAGUACUCAUGUUGCGCUGGCAUUUCCUUUUUAUACCAAUAAAGCCAUUUGAAAGAGGUUCAUUUUUGAAAA
Messenger RNA from Fundulus heteroclitus (mummichog), 1758 nucleotides. RefSeq names its product pleckstrin homology domain containing, family J member 1 (gene plekhj1). Gene Ontology annotation, cellular component: trans-Golgi network; recycling endosome; early endosome. The record is from RefSeq and is a predicted model, not a curated record. Bases 243 to 719 code for a protein of 158 amino acids. NCBI's taxonomy places the organism in Eukaryota, Metazoa, Chordata, Actinopteri, Cyprinodontiformes, Fundulidae. Gene Ontology annotation, biological process: retrograde transport, endosome to Golgi; receptor recycling; endosome organization. The transcript is spliced from 6 exons.